AUGGGCCUUACAGCAAGGGAAAAAGAAGACGUUAUUCCAGGUAUCGUUGAUACCAGGAUAAAGGCCAUUAUUGAGGAUUCUAUUGUUAACGCCUUCCAACAUGGGGGGGUACUGGCCGCCAUAGUGCCCUCCAUUGUGUCCGCUGUACGCGAAGCUGUUGUCGACUCCAUUCAAGCUGAGCUGGCGAAACACUACGAGGAGGCACACCAGCAACGGGAAGAGCUUGAGGACCUGAAAAUGAAGUAUACCAACCUCAAGUCUGAAUUCAACACGCUCCAGACCAAAGUAAACAACCUUGAGCAGUACUCCAGGAGGAAUUGCGUAAUCAUUUCUGGAAUACCUGAAACACCUGGUGAGCGGAGCACGGAUAACCCAGUUUUGUCUGUUGCGAAUGAUACGCUCAAAUGUGAUCCUCCAUUUAACAUCAACGACAUUGACCGAUCCCACCGCCUGGGGAAACCCAGAGGAGAUGGAAAGCCUCGUCCGAUCAUCGUCAAAUUUUGCUCGUAUAGGUCUAAGGCAGCUCUCAUGCGGGCCAAGACCAGCGGCAGGGCCGCCUUGAAGGAGAACGGAAUCUUUGUAAACGAAAACUUGACGAAAGCCAACAUGGAUCUGUUGAAGGACGCCCGGUCUCUCGUGAAGAUGAAACUACUCAACCAAGCCUGGUCAUAUGAUGGAAAAAUAUUCGUCAAGACUCCUCAAGACGAAAGGCGGGUAUUGUACACAGCGAUCGACUUGGACGCUUAUCGGGUCCCCGAGUAAUGACUUUGAUUGA
This is a messenger RNA of Branchiostoma belcheri (Belcher's lancelet), 775 nucleotides long. RefSeq lists its product as uncharacterized. The transcript has a single exon. The record is from RefSeq and is a predicted model, not a curated record. The coding region runs from base 1 to 762 and encodes 253 amino acids. NCBI's taxonomy places the organism in Eukaryota, Metazoa, Chordata, Leptocardii, Amphioxiformes, Branchiostomatidae.